CUUCCUUGUUGUUCCGUGGCUACGUCAUUUCCCGGAAGGGCAACUGUAGCAACACGGAAGCGUUGGAAGAAAAACAAAUAAGCGUUUAAUUUUGAGUCUAUUUGAAGUCAGAGAAGAGUUACUGGGCUCCGCUUUUCUUCUGUGUUUCCCUGUCUUUGACGAAAACUGUGGUCUAUGAUGGAGUUCCUGUUUGGGAAGAGGAAGACCCCGGAGGAGAUGCUAAGGCAGAACCAGAGGGCGCUCAACCGGGCCAUGAGAGACCUGGACCGAGAGCGAAUGAAGCUGGAGCAGCAGGAGAAGAAGAUCAUCGCUGACAUAAAGAAGAUGGCCAAACAGGGACAAAUGGACGCAGUAAAGAUCAUGGCGAAGGAUUUGGUUCGCACGCGGCGCUACAUCAAGAAGUUCAUCAUGAUGAAAGCCAACAUUCAGGCUGUCAGCCUAAAGAUCCAGACGCUCAAGUCUAACAACAGCAUGGCACAGGCGAUGAAAGGCGUCACCAAGGCCAUGGCCACCAUGAACAGACAGCUGAAGCUCCCUCAGAUUCAGAAGAUCAUGAUGGAGUUUGAGAAACAGAGCGAGAUGAUGGAUAUGAAGGAGGAGAUGAUGAACGACGCCAUCGAUGACGCCAUGGGGGAUGAGGACGAUGAAGAGGAGAGCGACGCCAUCGUCUCCCAAGUGCUGGAUGAGCUCGGUCUCAACCUGUCCGAUGAGCUGUCAAAUCUUCCCAGCACCGGGGGGAGCCUCUCCGUGGCCGGCGGGAAGAAGGCCGAGCCUCAGACCGCCUUGGCCGACGCGGACGCGGACCUGGAGGAGCGUCUGAAUAACCUGCGGAGAGACUAAAUGCGCUAGAACUGUCCGAGAAGCGCACUUUGGCAAGGGUCACCAAUACAAACGCACUUGAAUCUCUGCGUCUAGAUUCUUUUGGAGGCAUAAGUGGCCGACUGUUAACAGCGAGCAGGCUGUUCCAUAAGGUGUAUGGCUUUUUGUUUGAGGUAUUUUCAUUUACUGUGUGUGCUAUGUAUCUUAUCAUUACGAGGGUGAUUAUCCUUCAGAGAUCUAGAAAAUCCUCUUCGAUUUAGUUAAGACUCUGCCAAAUGACACACGUUGUCUGUACAUACUAACUUCUCAAAGCAUGAUGUACUUGCGGUUUAAAUCAACACUAAUUACAGAAUAUUCAAGGAAAACC
Messenger RNA from Gambusia affinis (western mosquitofish), 1186 nucleotides. It is a transcript of the gene chmp2a, whose product is annotated as charged multivesicular body protein 2A. Lineage: Eukaryota; Metazoa; Chordata; Actinopteri; Cyprinodontiformes; Poeciliidae. The transcript has 6 exons. Bases 175 to 840 code for a protein of 221 amino acids. Gene Ontology annotation, cellular component: multivesicular body; ESCRT III complex. Gene Ontology annotation, biological process: late endosome to vacuole transport; endosome transport via multivesicular body sorting pathway; protein transport. The record is from RefSeq and is a predicted model, not a curated record.